Ficedula albicollis (Collared flycatcher) is the source of this 756-nucleotide messenger RNA. RefSeq names its product glutaredoxin and cysteine rich domain containing 2 (gene GRXCR2). The transcript has 3 exons. The coding region runs from base 1 to 756 and encodes 251 amino acids. The record is from RefSeq and is a predicted model, not a curated record. Lineage: Eukaryota; Metazoa; Chordata; Aves; Passeriformes; Muscicapidae. Gene Ontology annotation, biological process: sensory perception of sound. Gene Ontology annotation, cellular component: stereocilium base; microvillus; stereocilium shaft.
AUGCAGGAGGAGCCCCGGGGGAUGCAGGAGCCCCCGGGGAUGCAGGAGAAGCCCCGCAAGGUGCGGUUCCGCGUCUCCUCGGCCGGCAGCGGCCGCCUGCUGAAGCAGGUCUAUGAGGACGGGCAGCAGCUGGAGCCCCCGGCCCGGGAGCGCUGCAGGCGCCUCCUGCGCCACAGCUUCGAGCCGGCAGAGCCCCUGGGCCAGCCCGGGAGCGGGCCACAGAGCCGCUGCUGCUGGCCCACGGCCCUGACCGCGCCCAGGAUCAGCAUCCUGCGAGAGGGAGCGAGCCACGGGCUGGGGGGCACCGAGCCCCGGGGCGGGGAGUGCCAGCCCGGGGCCGGACACUGCGGGACUUCCCCCGUUGUAGAUUUUGGCAAGAUCAUCAUCUACACCAAUAACCUGAAAAUCAUCCGUGCCCCCAUGGACCAGAAGGAGCUCAUGAGAAGAAUCAUCCAGACUGAGGGGAUAAAUGACUGGACGUUCGUGUACCGGGACAAGAAGGAGCAGUUCAGUGCUGGACAUGUAACAGAUGUGCAGAAUAAGGUCACUUGCAACCAGCACAUGCAGGAGGCCGGUGCUGCAGAGGGCUGCUGGCAGUGCCGGGGCUCGGGCUGUGCCCCGUGCUCGCUGUGCCAUGGAAGCAAGUUCUCCAUGCUGGCCGACAGGUUCCGGGAGUCCUACCGAGCGCUGCGCUGCCCGGCGUGCGACCAGAGCGGGCGGCAGCGCUGCCGGCUGUGCCAGCUGUGCACGGCCUGA